Messenger RNA from Trichosurus vulpecula (common brushtail), 384 nucleotides. RefSeq names its product elongin-C-like. Bases 1 to 384 code for a protein of 127 amino acids. Gene Ontology annotation, molecular function: protein-macromolecule adaptor activity. The transcript is spliced from 2 exons. Gene Ontology annotation, cellular component: elongin complex. The record is from RefSeq and is a predicted model, not a curated record. NCBI's taxonomy places the organism in Eukaryota, Metazoa, Chordata, Mammalia, Diprotodontia, Phalangeridae. Gene Ontology annotation, biological process: ubiquitin-dependent protein catabolic process.
AUGGAUGGAGAAGAGAAAACAUACAGCAGGUGCGAGGGCCCAGAUGCUAUGUAUGCGAAAUUGAUAUCUUCUGAUGGUCAUGAAUUUAUUGUGAAAAGGGAGCAUCCUUUAACAUUAGGAACAAUAAAAGCCAUGUUAAGUGGCCCGGGUCAGUUUGCUGAAAAUGAAACCAAUGAAGCUAAUUUUAGAGAAAUUCCAUCACAUGUGCUAUCAAAAGUAUGCAUGUAUUUUACCUACAAGGUUUGCUACACUAACAGCUCUACAGAGAUUCCUGAAUUCCCAAUUGCACCUGAAAUUGCACUGGAAUUGCUGAUGGCUAGAUUGUUAAAUAAAAUAAAUUACGAUAAACUGUUAACUUUUUCAGCCUGGGAGAAGGGUGGUUGA